AUGCUCGUUCAGGCAGCCAUUCUGCACAAGGAACCAAAGACGCCCGAAGCAAAAGCCAUGGCUCGCUUCAGCCGUCCCUCGACACCUCGGACGGAUAAUUCUUUGCAUUUUUCGCGACCCACAACAUGUUUCUCUUCUGAUGGAAUCCGUUCACAGUCUGUGAUGUCGCAAGACUCGCCUGGAGCCCAGUACAUUCCUCCCGAAAGCCCUCUGACACUUUGUGAUGCCAAACAUACUGGGUAUAGUCAUUCAGUUGCCAAAACGAUCUCUUCUCUCCCAGUAGAGUCUCCUAUGCAUCAACUUGCAAAGGAGCUUCAAGACAUGGAUAUCUUCGAGCAAGAUCCAAUCGACGACACGGAACAAUCAGAACUCAGCGUCAUUCCUCAAGGACUAUUUCAAAGCCCACCUCGCCGGAGCGAAACCCCUGAUCCCAAGCUCCAGAAGAAAGCUCGAAACCUUUUGAUUGAAACGUUGAAAAAGCCUGGUCAAUCUCACCAGUCCCUGCGAUCUCCCAUUCGACUUCCUGAAGACAGAUACUAUUUUCCUUGUGCACGCCUGGAAACUCCUUUUGCCGACAAGAACGAAGACAAUUUCUACGGAUCCACGUUGACUCCCUCUUCUUCUCCCAAGUCCGCUUUGCUCCCGACAAAGUAA
Serendipita indica DSM 11827 is the source of this 654-nucleotide messenger RNA. NCBI's taxonomy places the organism in Eukaryota, Fungi, Basidiomycota, Agaricomycetes, Sebacinales, Serendipitaceae. The record is from the annotation of a GenBank genome assembly.